Messenger RNA from Amphibalanus amphitrite, 1218 nucleotides. RefSeq lists its product as uncharacterized. The transcript is spliced from 4 exons. NCBI's taxonomy places the organism in Eukaryota, Metazoa, Arthropoda, Thecostraca, Balanomorpha, Balanidae. The coding region runs from base 111 to 473 and encodes 120 amino acids. The record is from RefSeq and is a predicted model, not a curated record.
GGGAUUAGCCCGUGCACCGUGCACGGCGCUCCCAGUGCACGCCCGCCGCCGGUGCCGAGAGCAGCCCCACACACCUACCGAGUGCCAUAGAGGACAGCCUCGCCGACACAAUGGGGAACCUUGGAUCCAUCACAUGCCUGUUGUUACUGAUCGGCUCUGCUCUGGGCGGUGACAUGCUGCGGAAGUCGAUCGUGUUCAACCCGCGGACGCCAGACGUCUUCUACUGUCCGGUGCACAAGCCCAAGUCCUUCGACGACAUGCUGGUCAAGUCUCGGCCGCUGAGCAAACUCUGCGAGUUCAAGGGCCGACCUCUGCCGCCCGGUCACCAGUCGGACUGCUAUGGAGACGUCGACGAGACUGAGUUCGCCUGCGCAGAAAAACACCGCAUCCUGGGCCGCCUGUCGCCACCGGGGCUGGACAACUCGAUCGACCUGGGGCCCCACGUGGCCAGAAGUCUGCACAUGUGGCUCUAAGGUUGCCGCAGUGAUCGUGUGCUUUGAUCGCAGCCGCACUAGAUGAAGCCGCCAACAGCUCCAACGGCUACUAGAGUGACAUCUUUACAGCUUCGGCGGCUUCUGAAGCGACGUCUCACUGGUCCGACGGCUUUUGCAAAUCACCACCGAAGUCAACGCGCCCUAAAGACCUAAUAAACAAUAGGUCUUUAACGACAUCUAUACAGGUCCGAUGGCUACUAGAGAGACACCUAUAUAGGUCAGACGGCUCUUACAGCGACAUCUAUGUAUACGGUAUACAGCUUCAUAAUGGCGCUCAAUCUGGGCCUUGUUUCACGGCGCGCUACUAGCCUUUUCUGUUUCUAUGAAACCGUCAACAAACCAGGCCAAACAUGGAACCGUUAACAAACCAGGACAAGCACAAUGAAGUUUUUAUUCUUCCAUGAAAACCGAAAGCGCUAGAAGCGCUAGUUGCUGCUGGCAUCGGUAACAGCAACUGCCAGGCGUGUUACCUACCGCGAACCAGAGUUGUUUCUCCGUUGAACGCUGAUCAACGUUCGGGCGCCCGAUGAGUUUGUGUUUGUCGAUGUCAAGCGUGCUGCUUGAUUGGUGGUGACCUUGUAUUUUGCAUUUAUAACUUUUUACCAUCAGCGCUAUAAACUGUUGAUAAUAUGAAUAUUGCACGUGCAAUGAAAUGAUGUUACUUCUGAAUGCCGUGUUGGAUAGGAUUCGCUUAUGACACCAAUAAAUAUUUGUAAUUGUCUAU